This is a messenger RNA of Candidula unifasciata, 1152 nucleotides long. NCBI's taxonomy places the organism in Eukaryota, Metazoa, Mollusca, Gastropoda, Stylommatophora, Geomitridae. The record is from the annotation of a GenBank genome assembly.
UGAUGCAGUGUGGGUUUGCAUUUGUGGAGGCCAGCUGUGUGAGGUGUAAGAAUGCUGGCAAUGCUUUACUGAAGAACAUUCUCGACACAUCUGUUACGGUCAUAGCCUAUUGGACAUGUGGAUUUGCAUUGGCAUUUGGCAAGGGAAAUAGUUUCAUUGGCUGGCAUGCCUACUGGGCAUCUUCGGACAUUGAAGGCGAUUACAUGGCAUUCUUCUUUUUCGAGUUUGUCUUUGCUGCCACAGCAGCCACUCUUGUAUCCGGAGCUCUGAGUGAGAGAUGUGACUUCAUUGCUUACUUCAUCUAUAGUUUUAUCAUCACAGCUUUCAUCUAUCCACCCGUCACACACUGGGCAUGGACUAAUGAGGGCUGGCUUAAAGCUGGAUUGAUGUAUGAAAUUAAUGGUGUCCAGGAGGUGGUAGGAUUCCAUGAUUUUUCGGGCAGUGGAGCAGUUCAUCUUGUGGGUGGAACAGCAGCUCUGGUAGGAGCUAUUGUCCUGGGACCUCGUAUUGGAAGGUUUCACCCAGAAACUGGAGCAGACAUGAUGCUCAAAGGUCAUUCAAUGCCAUUUGCAGCUCUUGGUGCUUUCCUUCUGAUGGUUGGAUUCCUGGCCUUCAAUGGAGCCUCACAGCUGACAAUGACCAAACCCGGGGACAAUGUCAUUAUUGCUCUAGCCAUUACCAACACCAUUAUUGCAGGAAGUAUGUCUGCUUUUAGCGCUCUGGUGGUUAGAAGGUUUAUGGGUCGUAACUGGAGUGUUAUCUACACAGUGAAUGGUUGUGUCAGUGGCAUGGUUGCAAUCUGUGGAGGCUGUGAUGUGUUCCGACCCUGGGGAGCAUGCAUUGUGGGGCUGGUUGCUGGCAUCUGCUUCAACUUCACUUCCUGGUGGGUGGCCAAGUUGAAAAUUGAUGAUCCAGUUGAUGCAGUCGCAGUGCACUUCAGUGGAGGAAUCUGGGGUGUCAUUUCUGUUGCCUUCCUGAGUUACCCUAAUGGAAUUCUUAUUGCCUGGGACAAAAGAUCUGGACUUAUGUUGGCUUGGCAGUUGGUCGGUCUCUGUGCUGUCAUUCUGUGGACAGCAACUCUGUCAGCAAUUAUGUUUGGUUCUAUGAAAGGCUUGGGCAUGUUCAGAGUCUCAGAGGAAGUGGAACUGAAAG